AUUCCCUGGGAUACCAAAACCACUAGGCUAGACAACACCAGCAAAGCCAGCUUUCCUUUUCUUUCUUGUCUUAAAAUCAUAAAAUCGUCACUGUCCCUAUCUUCUCUUCUCUUUUUUCAAUUCAGAGCUACCCAAAUUCACAGUAACAAAUUAUGAAAUUCUCCUAAAACAUCAAAAACCCUAAAUCAAAUCAGUUUCUGAAUUCAAUUUUUGAUUAAAAAGAUGGUUUCUUUAGAAGAUUCACAUUCAAAUUCAAAUCGGUUUCCGUUACCCCGAACCACCGCCACCACCACCUUCUUUAACCUAUCUUCAGUCACCACCAACUUAAAGAACAACCGCCAUGUCGGCCGUUCAAUGCGUACGGUCCGCUCCAACAUGUACCAAAACUACAGCAGUGGUAACAGUUGUUGCUCUUUCACUACUGCCACCGACAACAACAACCACUCGCCGUACGUCUCCGAGAACUUGACCGACUCGGUCAUGGAUAUGCGCCUCGGUGAGCUCGCUUCCCGGAACAUCAACACCAUCAACCAUAGUAUGAUGGAGAAAUCAGGUAAAUCGUCUUCCGAUGAGGAUUUUCUUGAUAUUUCUCAUGCUUUCAGCGAUUUUUCGGCUUGUAGUAGCGAUAUCUCUGGUGAAUUACACCGUCUUGCUUGUUUACCGUCCCCUGAAAAUGAACCCAGAACUGAAAACUCCGAACCGGAUGAACCGGAACCCGAACCUUGUAUAGGGUUUCUACAGAGAGAGAGUUUUUCUACUGAGAUUAUUGAGAGUAUUUCACCGGAGGAUCUCCAACCGACAGUCAAGAUCUGCGUAGACAGUCUCCAGUCGCCGUCUGUUGCUGUUAAGAGGUCGGCAGCGGCGAAGCUUCGGCUUCUUGCGAAGAACCGGUCAGAUAAUCGCGCGUUAAUUGGCGAGUCGGGGGCUAUUCCGGCUUUAAUUCCGCUUCUUCGAUGCAGUGAUCCGUGGACGCAAGAACAUGCGGUAACAGCGUUGUUGAAUCUUUCGCUACAUGAAGGAAAUAAAGGUUUGAUUACGAAUAAUGGGGCCAUUAAAGCUUUGGUUUAUGUGUUGAAAUCGGGUACUGAAACCUCCAAGCAAAACGCAGCUUGUGCUUUGUUAAGUUUAGCAUUAGUAGAGGAGAAUAAAAGCUCAAUUGGUGUGUGUGGAGCUAUACCUCCCUUAGUUUCUUUACUAAUUAGCGGAUCGAGUAGGGGGAAAAAGGAUGCCUUAACGACUCUGUACAAGCUUUGUUCGAUUAAGCAGAAUAAAGAGAGAGCGGUGAGCGCUGGAGCUGUGAAGCCGCUUGUGGGUAUGGUGGCGGAGCAGGGGAAUGGGAUGGCAGAGAAAGCCAUGGUGGUUUUGAGUAGUUUGGCGGCUAUAGAAGAAGGGAGAGAAGCAAUUAUUGAAGAAGGGGGACUUGUAGGGCUUGUUGAGGCCAUUGAAGAUGGGUCUGUUAAAGGGAAGGAAUUUGCUGUGCUUACGUUGUUGCAGUUGUGUGCUGAUAGUGUUCGCAAUCGCGGGUUGCUUGUUAGAGAAGGUGGAAUUCCUCCUCUUGUUGCGCUUUCACAGACUGGGACUGUUCGUGCUAAGCAUAAGGCUGAGACGCUUCUUGGAUAUUUGAGAGAACCAAGGCAGGAGGCUUCAUCUUCCACUCCAUAAAGUUCUCUUCUCCAAAAGAACAAGAAAAAAAAGGUAAUUACUGAUUAGACCGAGUGUUUGGUUGUUCUUGAUAUGUAUAUAGGGAGUGUUUGUUGUUCAUUUGUACAGUGUGGCUCAUAAAUUUAUGGAGAAUGUCGAAUCUAUUGCAAUUAGGGUAUGCUAGUGAGAAAGAAACUGACUUAUUAGAUGUAUGAUGAGUUUAUGAUUAACUAGGUUUUUGGGUCUGUA
Molecule: messenger RNA, 1890 nt
Organism: Mercurialis annua (annual mercury)
Lineage: Eukaryota; Viridiplantae; Streptophyta; Magnoliopsida; Malpighiales; Euphorbiaceae
Product: U-box domain-containing protein 4
Exons: 2
Coding region: 223-1662 (479 amino acids)
Cellular component (GO): cytoplasm; nucleus
Molecular function (GO): protein binding
Source: RefSeq, a predicted model, not a curated record